Messenger RNA from Mesocestoides corti, 5226 nucleotides. NCBI's taxonomy places the organism in Eukaryota, Metazoa, Platyhelminthes, Cestoda, Cyclophyllidea, Mesocestoididae. The record is from the annotation of a GenBank genome assembly.
GUACCCAAGAAACCAGAGGACAAGUCUCAGACGAAAACAAACCAGCCUUUAAAGAAGAACGACAAAAAAUCGUCAAAAAAGCUUAAAUCUAAUGGGGCAUUAGAUACUUGGUUUUGCGGCCGUGCGACUGAUCGUAAGGAAAAUGGAGACAGGUCAAGUGGAUGUGGACCGCGAAUUUGGAGGCAUGAACAACACGACGAGGAUAAAUGGCCGGAAGUUGACUCUCACUCGAAAAGUCGGUGUGACUCUCCUCCAAAUAGUACAUUUACACGAAUGAUCCCUGAUCCCGAAACUGCAAUGCAGAAGAAACGUCAACAGGUCCUCGGAGAAAAACUCUCUCAAAUUGUGAGCAAUGGGUCCGACUACAUGGGUGGAACUCUAAAAAUUUAUGGCGACCUGAUUGAUCCGAAUGUUCCCUACAAGACCCUUCUGUUGUCAAUAGAAGACUCCGUUUCCCAUGUUAUUCGUCAAGCUUUAGAUAAAUAUGGACUAGAACUUGCUGAUCCCGCCGCGUACUGUCUGGUUAUGCGAACGCGGUCUGCCAAUGAAGCUCCCAUGAAGGAAACACGUGAAGAAGUUCUGAAAAAUGAUUCGUGUCCCCUCAAACUCCUAUUGUGCCCAGAUUCUUCUCAUGAAGGCAUUAUUACAACAUUCGAGCUUCGUCCACGCCUAACUCGAAUGGGCAAACAGCGUAGCAUUGAGCGAAACGGACGUGGGCUUUCGCCUCCCCCGCUCAUUCGAUUACCAUAUCAUCAAAUAAAUCCAAAGACCUCUCAUCCAUCUGAGACCUCAAGAGUCCAACCUGCGAAUGGACGUCAGAAUUCAUUCGCCUGUCUGGUAGACGUUUGUGCGGAAGAGCAGCACUUCGUGAAGCCGGCCUUUUAUCCACUACCUCUGCAUUUGGGACAGGUUUGCGUUGGUACCUCCUUACAACCUUCCACCAAGUUCCCACUUCUCGUAACUCUGCCAUUGAACGUGUAUCCUGACGUGGCCCCCUUCCAUCUGGUCGUCUGGCAACCCCGAGUGACCUCCGGUCAAUCAUCGCCCCGUUGCUCCUCCCGCAGCUGGCUGGCUUGUGCCCCGGUCGCUAACACACCUGUUUUUGUCAACGGUCAUCGACUCAAUCUGUCCGGUUUCCGACCUUACAGUCUUGAUCGAAGACGCCAAUUCACCCAUCAAACCUCUUCACUUGCCCAGGAAUCGGCCGUUCAUUGGCUCACACCUGGUGACGUCAUCCAGUUGGGAUCGGGUGAGAGGUGUCGUUUCCGCAUCUGGCCCGGACGCAGCCCGCCGCCACUACCGAACAUCCCAUCACUGGCUUCUACGUCAAGAUUUCGUGUAAACGGAAUCAAUAAGUUGGUGGUACCGACAUAUACCAGUAACUGUCAUCAGCACCAGUCUGGCCGACUGAAGGUUCAGGCCAACCAGCAAUACCAUCGUCACCGUCAGCAUCAUCAACAGAAGCAUCGCCCGAUUUCCAUAGAUUCCACUAAAUCUGACCUCUCUGACAACAGUUGCAGUAUGGCCCUGUCUCCUACCUCGUCCGUGAUGGAACAGGAAUCUGGCGCUAUCUUCUCCGACGCCGUGAUGACUCCGAGAGAAUCGUUUACUUCAAGUGGAUCGUUCAGGUCGCCCAUCAUUGUGGCGAGUAAGCUAAGUACCAAAUACACCGACAGUCGGAUGCAAGCAAAUCACCUCCAAGUGAAGCACGUCACGAGUUCUGCAACCUCUCCAACGCUCUCUACUUCGGGCAUCGGAACAUGCACAAAGCAAACAGACAGCCGGUCAGGCCAUACGCUGUCUGUUAGAAAGUCGCCAAACCACUCGCAGUUGUCAGACUCCGGCUCCCACGCCGCCGCACCUCCUCUCCUCGACCGGCUGCCCUGCCAACUGGCAUACGCCCCCACGAGUUUGGAUGCUCUCUUGGACUGGCUGCUCGUGAGUCCGUUCAGAAUUCAAAAGGGCGAGGCAGAAGGGCCAGAGCCACUAACCUGUUCCCUCGGACCAGCCUUUAGCGUGUAUCUCAUGUUGCGGGCGAUAUGCCGUCAAUGCGAUCGCUGGGAGGCAAUAGAGAAUAGGAAGAUGGCGGCUGAAUCUAUCAAGCAACACAGCCGCCGACAGCGUGAACUGCUGACUCUUUUCGUGGCCGUGGUUGAUCGCCUGGUGUCAGUCGAGCGCCACUUGAGUGAAGAAAUCUCGGUCGAUUCCAAUUCCCACAAUGACCUCGAAGAAAGGGCUAAAUUGUCUUCCAUUAUUCUUUCAAAUCUAAGUCAGUUGCUGCAUUUCGUUUCCAAAGACAUCGACCUUCAGCGUAUAUUCCAGCCCGGUGAAGAAGGCGAAGGUGCAGGUGAAUGCGCGAACGCCUGGUUGGCCCUAACAGACCGCGUCGCCGAACUCGUUGAGUCCGUGUUCAACAGUCUUCUGGCAACGUGCACUGCGCUCCUCUCGUUCAAGCAGUGUCUUCCAGCUCUCGUGGCGUCUUGGGACCUUCGAGCAGCGACAUGCCGCGACAACGAGUCCACUGGGGAGGUCAACGAGGGGGGAGAGGAACGGGAGGAGGAAAUCGAGAUUACCGAUGAUACUUCGAUUGACGAACUGGUGGACCCAGUUUUGGAUGAGCUCACGAAAGUCCUCGACUUCUUGAACACAAAUUCAGUUAAUCCGGCAUUCCUCGUGCAAUUGUUUGCGCGCCUGCUGCACUACAUUGGUGCGCGUCUCUUCAACUGCCUGGUGGAGGAGCCGAGGCGAGUUUCGCCUCAGUGGGGCCACCUGCUCUUCGAGUGGAUCCACAAGAAGCUGGUCUCGUGGGCGGAGCCACAGGGCCUCCGGGUCGCGGUGGAGUGCUACCUCACCCGUCUCUCACAGGUCUGCAGCCUCUCUGCCGCCGACUUGAUGCAAGCCAGCACCGAGACCGUGGAGGGACUCUACAACUCUGCCGUGGACCUGGAUAGGCUAAAUUCUGUGCAAGUCAGAUUUCUACUGGAGGCUUAUCGGCCCUCAUACGCGAAACCCGUGGUUAACGUGUCCCUUGAAGCCCAAGCCGGGGAGGAGGCGGGCAAGUCGGAGCACAUUCUGCCCCAGUGGAUCGACUUCAUCAUUUCUGGUGUGAGCCAGGUCUCUGACCGCCUACUAGCCGAAGAAUCCGAACAGCCUGACUGGAGACCACAUCUGCGUGAGCCUCUGGAGCUUCAAUUGCCUCUGCUGCUGCCCGAUGACUGCUAUCCCUCCUCCAUCCCCAUCCGAAACCCCCACCUCGAAGUCAACCAGGAGACCCCCGACAGUGGCCAAUCGGGUGCUCUUGAGGUGUCCCACCUCGCUGCCUACUUGCGUCCGGCUCUGGCGAAUGGGUGGUGCCGUCUGUCUGUGCGACAGGUGCCCAGCAUGGAGAACGAAACUUGGCUUUCGUGGACAGUCUAUCUUUCAGAGGAAAUACCGACUCCAGUGCAUCUCAGUAGGCCUCUCAGUGAACGCGAGAAACAGAUGGAUAGCCCCGGACCAAGAACUCCACCUGCAUUUGAAGCACCUUCUCCUCCAAACAAAGAGAAAUCGCUCAACGUUCCAACCGAUCCACCUCCGUCCUCCACGUUUAUGUCGGACCGUUCACUCGAGUUUCCAAAGCUGGAGGAAGGGCGGAAUGUCAAAAUUUUCGAUGUAGCAGUACCUAAAGUCGGUAACAAUCUUGGCCUCAGGAUCGUUGCUGCCCGAAUUGAUAACGGAAGAACAUUUGACAUUUUCGCCCAGUCCGAAGAUGGGAGUGACCUUGGGAUUUACGUGAAAUCGGUUACUCCCGGAGGAGGCGCGUCACAAGCCCACCUUCUGAACAGAGGCACUAGUCGAGAAGAUGAACUUGCACCGCACCCUCCAAUAGCUCCAGGAGAUCGAAUUUUAGCAGUUGAUGGAAAACAGACUCAGGGGCUGUCGCAGGAUGCGGCUGCCCGCCUGGUCCUCCUCGCCGGUCACGAGGUUCAUCUGACUUUGGCAAGGAAUCUGGGUCUUGGAUGUGUCGCCGCAGCAGUGCCAGCCAGGGAUCUCCGCAAGAGAAACGGGCAAGCGCAAAAUCGACGACACACCACAACACCUCAGUCUGCAGACCUCCAAAAAGCAGCGAUGAAAGUUACUUCGUGUGCCCAACCCCCCAAGGACUCCCCCAUUGUCGUUCGCGCAUCUUCCAAUACAAAUGGCCGUCAUUCGGUUGAACACGUUGACAUUCAAUCAGGUGGUGUUGCUUCCGCCUCACUCCCAUCUCCACGCAUUUUGGUCGAGACCAGUUCGCUUCUCGCACAUGAAGUCACCACCGUUUCUGGCAUCCAACGAAGCAGGUCCCUAAUGUCUGCGGACGUUCGAGAUCGGCGAUUUUCAGUUGAACGUGGGAGUUACGACAUUGCGGAGACACCACUGUCCUCCCAACCAAAUGCGGUCUCUCAUGCUCCUGAACUAUCAAGGCUUUCUAUCAUGGACGGCAAAGACGCCGAUCGGAUUCUACGCCCGAUUAAUGCUCAUCAGUACAAAGGUGUCCAGCCGGCUGACUGGAAAGAAAUGGACGUUGACGAGACAUUGGAAAUGCUAAAGGAAAUGCGAGACCAGUUAGACCGCAGUCUGGCCCUCAGAGGUCAGCACACCACGUCCUUCCACGCACCGCCUCCUCCUUCAGUUAUCUCCGCAGAUAGGAAAUCUCAGUAUAGUGGAGACGUAUCACGAGAUCCCGCUGAGACAACCCGCUAUAGGCCAUAUCCAGUUGAUUAUUCAAUGGGGCCUCGGGACAAGGCAAUGUGGAGUGAAGAGAGUUCAGCAUUCCGCACCACACCAGACCUCACUAACGCAGUGACACUUGUUCGCUCUGCAUCCACGUACACACCUGCUCGGUACCAAACUUCCUCCGCCUCCAUGGACGACAGGCACAGGACGCACUUGGUCUUUCGAAGUCCAAUGGCCACCUUCAAUGGAGGCAGUCGAGUUAAUCGUUCCAACACAUCUGAUCAAAUACGCUGCCCAGGCAAUGCCAUUCAGCCAGCGCACGAACCCUCCAAGCACGUCGUGGCGGCGGUGACCCGCCUGCCUAACCUGGGACAGGCGACACCUUCGCGCCCGCACGACCCCGACGUGACCCACCGCCGUUCUCAGAGCGCCGACCAAACCCCAGAGGGUACCGUCGAUGCUGGUGGACAGCCAAGUGUUGCCGAGCGCGUGAAACUCUUCCAGACUGUCAUUGAAAGUCAUUGUAAAUAG